Messenger RNA from Kwoniella shivajii, 1983 nucleotides. RefSeq lists its product as uncharacterized. Lineage: Eukaryota; Fungi; Basidiomycota; Tremellomycetes; Tremellales; Cryptococcaceae. The transcript is spliced from 7 exons. The record is from RefSeq and is a predicted model, not a curated record. Gene Ontology annotation, cellular component: commitment complex; U2AF complex; nuclear speck. The coding region runs from base 1 to 1983 and encodes 660 amino acids. Gene Ontology annotation, molecular function: pre-mRNA 3'-splice site binding; poly-pyrimidine tract binding.
AUGGACGCAGGAUACGACGCUCUUGAAGCGGCUGCUUCCUCUUAUGCCAAAAACAGUGGUCGGGAUGACGAUUCUCGAAGUCACCGAAGCCACCGUGAUAAGGAUUACGACCGAGACCGAGAGAGGGAAAAGAGACACAGGGAUCGAGGAGAUAGGGAUGACCGGAGUCAUCGAGGAGGAGACAGGGAUGACAACUAUCGACCUGAAAGAGACAGCGGAAGAGAUAGAGACAGGGACGGUUACAGAGAUAGAGAUAGGGAGAGAGACAGAUAUGAUCGUGAUAACAGAGGAGGAUACGAUGAAAGAGAUAGAGAAAGGGAUCGACCUAGAAGAAGGAGAAGAGAGGACGACGAUAAUGAUUUAGCGGCUCAACCCAUGGGAGGCGGGGCUGCAGGCGGUGGUGGACAUCGUGAUAGAAGACCAAGACAUGAAGAUCCAUAUGCUCAACCUAUGAGAGGAUAUAGUCCACCACCUAGAAGAAGAAGAGACGAAGAUGAUGGAUUCAGAGGAGGUGGCGGUGGUGGUGGUGGUGGUGGUGGUGGUGGUGGAAGAGACAGAGAUAGGGAUAGAAGUAGAGAUAGGAGAAGAAGGGGUAGUCCAGGAAGAAGUCCUACUCCACCUGGAACAGUUCCAUUAGAAGAGAGACAUCUUCAGAAUUCUCAUUGGGAUAUCAGACCAGCUCAAUUCGAAGGUGUUGGCGCUAUGGAAGCCAAGAUGACUGGAAUGUUCACUUAUGGUCCUGGACGAGUACCGCCUCCUGCCUCUUUAGGUGUUCCAUCUCAACUCAUGGCUGGAUCUUUCCCUCCUGCUAAUCCAGUUCGACAAACCAAGAGAUUAUACGUUGGAGGUAUAAAUGAUAGAAUGUCAGAACAACAGAUUCAGGACUUCUUCAUCAAGUUGAUGCAAGAACACAAGUUGGCAGUAGAUAUGCCUGGUGAACCAGUAGCGACAUGUCAAAUUAACAAUGAAAAGAACUUUGCUUUUGUCGAGUUCCGAACUGCCGAUGAAGCUACAGCAGCAUUGCAGUUUGACGGAGUGAUGUAUGAUGGACAGCCACUGAGAGUAAGAAGACCUAAAGAUUAUUCUGGAGUAGAUCCAUUAGCAUCAACAUUUGGUGUACCAGGAGGAUCAAUGGUUGAUUCACCCAACAAAUUAUUCAUUGGUGGUUUACCAACAUACUUAAAUGACGAACAAGUAUUAGAAUUAUUAAAAGCGUUUGGUGAAUUAAAGACAUUCAAUUUGGUUAAAGAAAGUGCAGGUGUAUCAAAGGGUUUCGCAUUUUGCGAAUAUAUGGAUUCAACAGUGACGGAUAUGGCCAUUCAAGGUUUACAUAACUUCGCUUUGGGUGAUAGAGUUUUAGUUGUUCAAAGAGCUGCUGUGGGUAGAAAUCAAGGUCCUGCUCACGCCAUGCCUGGUUCCGCUGCGUUCCUGCAACAAGCUGUCCCAAACAUCCUGCAAUCAGCUCAUGCUGACGCACCACCUACACGAGUCAUGUUGUUACUCAACAUGGUCACACCCGAAGAGUUGUACUCAGAUGAAGAUUAUACCGAGAUUUUGGAAGAUAUCAAUGAUGAAUGUUCCAAAUAUGGUCAAGUCGAAGGUGUAAGAAUACCUAGACCAACACCUAAAAACAAAAAAUGGGCACCUGGAGAUUCAGCUGCUGCAUCAGCGGAAAAGAGCAGGGCAAUAGAUGAAGAAAAUGGUGUAGGAAGAGUUUACGUCAUGUACAAAGAUGUUGGAUCCGCUUCAAAAGCAAUGAAUGCCAUUGGAGGUAGACAAUUUGGUGGAAGGACUAUCUUGGUAGCCAAUGUACUAGAGGAAGAAUUCCUUGGACCUGCACCCCCACCACCUCCUCCUCCAGAAGGCGAAGCUCCAGCGCCUGAAGAAUCAGGUAGUCCACCACCACCCCCACCUCCUCCACCAGAAGACCUAGAUGCGGCAGCUGCAGACGCAGUGAAAGACAUCAUGUCUGGUAUAUUAUGA